UCUUUCUGUCUCUCAGGGAGCAUCAGCUUUGUUCGAUAUGAUAGAGUACUAUGAAUCUGCCACUCAUCUCAACAUCUCCAGCAACAAGCACAUCGGCACACGCGGCUGGCAGGCCGCCGCGCACAUGAUGAGGAAGACGAGCUCUCUGCAGUAUCUGGACGCCCGUAACUCGCCGCUGCUGGAUCAUUCAGCUCCGUUCGUGGCCAGAGCUCUGCGGAUCAGCGGCAGUCUCACCGUCCUGCACCUGGAGAACGCCGGCAUCUCAGGACGACCGCUGAUGCUGCUGGGUAAUGAAAGAAAGAAAAAAAAACACUCUGGACAUUAACCCUAUGAAACCUGCUGUGUCAUAUUUAAUGCACAAAACUUUAAAGUGCACCUAUUAUGGGUAAUGCAAGGUUCAUAUUUUGGUUUUGGGAGUCCCCAACAA
This is a messenger RNA of Sinocyclocheilus rhinocerous, 427 nucleotides long. RefSeq names its product protein phosphatase 1 regulatory subunit 37-like. The coding region runs from base 38 to 325 and encodes 95 amino acids. The record is from RefSeq and is a predicted model, not a curated record. Lineage: Eukaryota; Metazoa; Chordata; Actinopteri; Cypriniformes; Cyprinidae. The transcript has 2 exons.